Molecule: messenger RNA, 887 nt
Organism: Folsomia candida
Lineage: Eukaryota; Metazoa; Arthropoda; Collembola; Entomobryomorpha; Isotomidae
Exons: 4
Coding region: 464-769 (101 amino acids)
Source: RefSeq, a predicted model, not a curated record
GUAUUAUCCAGUAUUCGUUUAAUAUCAUAAAUCCUAUCCACGAGCGAUUGAACUAACAAAAUCGUAAGAUUUAUGAAAUUCGUAAAUAUGUAAGUAAAAACCAAAUAUACAGCCUUUUGAAAACGUCCGGUAAGUCACUUCGGAAAUUCCAGCACAUUCCAUGUACAUCAAAUUUACCCAGUAAAAAAAUGCAAUAAUACGGGUCAGUUUAAUGUCAAAUUGUCACUGGGCAGUGGAUCCUCUUCGCAUUGUUAGGUUGCCCUUUUUUAUCCAGAAAUGUAUUUAAGUAAAUGAUUUUCGUAGAAUUUCCACCCUUUUCCCUUCUUUUACCCAGCACAUUUCCUAAUUUAACUUUCAUGCAGCCCUUAAGUUGUGGCCAGUAGUCGCCCGUUACUUGAACUUAAGCAAUAUCAUUCUCUCAAAAACUCUAAAAAAAUCGAAUUUGUUUCAACGUAAAAUUAUAAUGGAAAAUUCUGACGUUUACUCGAUGUCGUCUGACGAGUUGAAAGCAGAAGAAAAACGCCUGACGGCGAGGUUGGGUGCAGUUAAUGAGGCCAUGAAACUGAAAAAUGGCUCGGCAACUUUUUCCCGUCCCUGGGCGACUGGAGCAGACUCCACCACGGUGUCACCGGUAACAACUUCCGCUGGCCAGGCUUCCAUCCCGAACGUCCCAGUUUCUAAUCAAGGUGCACUUCAAAUGCAGCCGAGCGGGGGAGGACUUACGUUUAAUGUGUCAGGAAAUAAUAACAAUGUCAAUAUUAGAUUUUAAUUACGUAAAUAUGUACAUAUAUUUACAUAUGCAGUUAUUUAUACUGUAUUGCCUCAUGUAAUCUUUUUUUAUGGCUUUCGUAAUAAACAGAACUAAAAAAAUAAUUUCAAAAUUUAAA